GUCGAAUCAGUCCUCACUUGCUCGCUGUACAGCCCCUCACCACUUCCUCAAUUCCCUGAAAAUAAUAGAAAAGUCGCUCUCGCCUUGACACUCACAGGAAGAUCUCAAAAGAUGGCCUCCGGAAUUUUCAACUCCACCUACUACGGCAAAGACUACCGCGCCGGGGCUGCCCUCCUGCGCGCCCGUCGUCCCUACCUAGUCAAGAAUGCCUUGACCGGACUCGGCCUCGUCGCGUUUACCAUCGGCGUCUACGCCUACACCAUCCGCGCAGUCGGCCAGGAUGAAUUCUCCGAUGUGAAGGUCCCCGAGACACCCGCGAAGCCCCAGCAGAAGCAAUGAGUGCGAAUUGGCCGUUUUGUUGGACACGUUGAUAUGCAAACUCCGCUCACGAUUUGGUUAUGCUGGAAUCUCGAAUGGUCUGGGGUUGGAAUUGUACACCGACGGUCGAGGACAAUGGUUCGAUUCGAUCGCUGAUCAGAUAAUGUAUCGGGUACCGGAGUAACGUGGCGAAUUGUGUUUCCUUUGCUUGGCAUCACCUGCCUGUGGGCUUUGAAUGGGGAGAGCUUUUUCAAUGUGCGAAAAAGAUGGGAAAUGUAGGAUUCCUAUUGGGAGUUAACGAAGUGUGAAGUAAUGGUGAACGGGACUUUCGCAGGACCCAGCCCGCGGCAUCGCUGCGCAGUUGGGGUGGUGUGAAAAAGCAAGUCGGUUGGGUGCCCGCAUGAAAAAUACCUCUCAGCUCAUUUUGUUGUUUUUCCUGUCCUUAUUAGCAUUUAUAUCUGUAUAUUAUCAGUUUGAACUGUCAAGAUACCACCACCCUCGUAUUGAUUGCAGACGCGAUGCAGUACCGUCGGAGCCCAAGUUUUCAGGAGGCUGGGGUUAAUUACAAUGCACGACGCAAAGCUAUUACAACGUGGUGGCUUAUGUUUUAAUCACAUGCAUUUUCU
Messenger RNA from Aspergillus caelatus, 944 nucleotides. RefSeq lists its product as uncharacterized. The transcript is spliced from 3 exons. NCBI's taxonomy places the organism in Eukaryota, Fungi, Ascomycota, Eurotiomycetes, Eurotiales, Aspergillaceae. Gene Ontology annotation, cellular component: mitochondrial inner membrane. Bases 112 to 339 code for a protein of 75 amino acids. The record is from RefSeq and is a predicted model, not a curated record. Gene Ontology annotation, biological process: mitochondrial respiratory chain complex IV assembly.